AUGGAUGUAGAAGACGUGGGCAAUGAGGUGUGGAAAGAAUUGUAUUGGAGAUCAUUUUUCCAAGAUAUUCAGACAGAUGAAUUUGGCAUGACAACAAGUUUCAAGAUGCAUGAUCUAGUUCAUGAUCUUGCCCAAUCAAUCAUGAGAGAAGAAUGUAACAUUCUGGACAACAUAAGCUCAAAUGAUUUGCAUUUGCAUGGAAACACUCGCCAUCUUUCUGCUCCAAUCUAUAGACUUAAAAGAUCUCAUUUUGGUUUGUCAGACAUACCCAAAUCCUUACGAAGCAGCCUACAUGUAUCAAAUGCAGUUUCAUCUGUCUCCCUACUGAUGAAAACUACCUCUUUGAGAGCAAUUCAUGAGAGUGGCAGUGAGACGGUAACAGAAUUGCCAUCUUCAAUAGGGGAUUUGAAGCAUCUAAGAACUUCCACUAUUGGGGAAACUUCCGUCUCUGAAGUACCUCAGAUUAUCUGGUGUCCCAGGUUGGCCUUGCCCAUUCUUCCAUCUGUCAAAGACCUAGUUCUAAUCGAUUGCGAGGAAGUGUCUUUGAGCUCAAUCUACAACCUCCACAAUCUUAGAUUUCUUCAAGUUUCCGCUUUCCAAGAACUGACCACUAUCCCAAAAUCGAUGUUGAGAGGCCUCAGUGAUUUAGAGCAGUUUCACAUCACUUACUUCUCUAAGCUUGAAUCAUUUCCAGAGCAAAUGUUAGAAGGUCUACGCCCUCUCAAAGCAAUCAAGAUUGAUUCCUGCGAGAAACUGAAAUCUUUGUGGGAAGGUUUUGAAGACCUUACUUCGCUAGAAACUUUAGAAAUCAAAGGAUGUCCGGAACUAGAAACUUUUAUUCCUACUAAACUGGCAGUAUUACCAGAGUCCUUAGGACAUAUUUCUUCACUGCAAUAUCUCAAGAUAAGUGUAUUCCCAAAUUUGGCAUCUUUACCUGAAUUGGGAAACCUUACAUCUCUUCAGACCUUAGAGGUUGGCCACUGCCCAAAGUUGCUAUCUCUUCCCACAACUAUUCGAUGCCUUACCAAAUUGCAGGAGUUCAAGUUAAAGAGCCUACAAAAUCUUUCAUCACUGCCUGACGAGUUGGCGGGCCUUACUUCUCUUGAAAUGUUACUUGUCGAAGAUUGUCCAAAGUUGACUUCCCUUCCCAUGUGUAUUCAAAGCCUCACCAAUUUGAAGACUUUGGCCAUUGGGGAUUGCCCGAUGUUGCAAAGAAGAUCUAAUAAAGAAACAGGCGAAGAUUGGUACAAGAUAGCACAUAUCCCUUGCGUUAAAUUUUAUCUCAAAGCUAGGCCCCAACACCAUCACGAACAGAAUGCUGGAAGAAUUUUAUCAUAAUGGUAUUCUCCAACAACGGAAGAAAUGAAGAACUUGAUCCAGUCAAGAUUGAAAUUUCAGAAGAGCCAGAGAUUUCCUCAUAGCAGGAUAUGAUGGUAAAUAUUUGAGGAAGAUUACAUUAACUGAACUGGG
Molecule: messenger RNA, 1470 nt
Organism: Prosopis cineraria
Lineage: Eukaryota; Viridiplantae; Streptophyta; Magnoliopsida; Fabales; Fabaceae
Product: disease resistance protein RGA2-like
Exons: 5
Coding region: 1-1338 (445 amino acids)
Source: RefSeq, a predicted model, not a curated record